Molecule: messenger RNA, 2187 nt
Organism: Nicotiana attenuata
Lineage: Eukaryota; Viridiplantae; Streptophyta; Magnoliopsida; Solanales; Solanaceae
Product: tryptophan aminotransferase-related protein 2-like
Exons: 5
Coding region: 619-1980 (453 amino acids)
Biological process (GO): amino acid metabolic process
Molecular function (GO): carbon-sulfur lyase activity; transaminase activity
Source: RefSeq, a predicted model, not a curated record
UUAUAGGUGAAGAUUAAGACAAUCAAGGGAAAGAGGAAGAGUUCCAAUUUAACAGUGCUACUUCUACUUCCUAAGCUUGAUCACUGUUUUUUCAAAAUAUAGCAAUUUUCCGUGAAAAUAUUCCCACCAUUUUAGGUCCAACUUUUUUCCCCAGAAAACGCCAAUGCUUCAGUGUUUUCUUCUCCCAACUGUGAAUCAUCAAUGAAACCCAUCUGCACAUGAAUCUACAUUCGAGAUUACACUGCUGUGUAUUAGAUUUUGUUACACCCAUCCAUUCGAGUUCUUCAUAUGUGGGAUUGUGCAUGUACUACAGAGCAGAUUCUGAUCAAAGCCAAUUUUUUCUUUUGUCUUCUAGUUAUAUCUGGAUCGUAACGACUACACAAAACUAGUGAGAAGAUCAGGAAGAGUUUAAUUUUCCUUAAGAGUAAAUGAGUCAAACUCUCACUUACCACCGCUUCCAGCUGUGCAGAGUCCAUUGCUAAAACCGCUACCUUCACCCCUAUAUAUAACAACCCAAACCCCAUCUCAAACACAAUACAACAUAGAGCAUUAGAGCUAGCCCUCACUCCCCUCAGUCCCUCACUUACUGUAUUUUUCAUAUACUCUUUUGUUGUAAAAAUGCCGUCCAAAGUGUCAGGUCCGGUGAAAAUUAAGGGCCAGGCGUUGCUACCGGUGUCAGUCAAUUGGCUUGUUGUUUCUGUGGCGAUUAACUUUGGGCUCUUACUUAAGCUUAUUCAUGAUGGUCAUUUACAGAUGGUCUGGUCGCCUGGCCUGAAUGAAAUGUUUAAUAAAGAGAAUGAAGCUCCUCUUUCAUCUUUCUCUGCUUCUUUUACAACCCAGGCUAAGCAGGGAAAUGAAGGGCUAAUACAACAGCAGCUCAUAAAUCUUGACCACGGUGAUCCGACUAUGUACCAGAGUUAUUGGAAGCAGAUGGGGGACAAAACAACAGUUGUCAUAUCUGGUUGGCAAUCUGUUAGUUAUUUCUCGGAUACGAAAACCCAUUGCUGGUUUCUGGAACCAGGUUUUGCAAAUGCAGUAACUAGAUUGCACAAUCUAGUCGGGAAUGCUGAGACUGGAAACCGACACAUUGUGGUUGGGACAGGAUCUACCCAACUGUUUCAGGCUGUACUAUAUGCCCUAUGUCCAUCUGAUGCUCCAGAGCCAAUGAGUAUUGUAUCCGCUGCCCCAUUUUAUUCGUCAUACCCACUGAUCACUGAAUGCUUGAAAUCUGGGCUCUACAAGUGGAGAGGUGAUGCCAAUGAGUUUGACAGAGAUGAACCUUAUGUUGAGCUUGUGACUUACCCAAACAAUCCUGAUGGAUCAAUCAGGGAACCUGUGGUCAACGGGAGUGGAGGGAUAUUGCUUCACGACCUAGCUUAUUAUUGGCCCCAGUAUACUCCAAUUUCUUCUCCGGCAGACCAUGAAAUAAUGUUGUUCACCCUAUCCAAAUGCACGGGACAUGCUGGGAUGCGCUUAGGAUGGGCACUAGUCAAGGAUGAAGCAAUUGCAAAAAAGAUGGUAAAAUUUAUAGAGAUCAGCAGCAUUGGCGUCUCUAAAGAUUCACAAGUCAGAGCUGCCAAAAUCCUGGACGUUAUUGCCGAUACUUAUGAGCAUACUGAAACCUCUAAUGAUAGUACACGCUUCUUUGAUUAUGGCUAUCAGGAAAUGGCGAAGAGGUGGAGACAACUGAGAGAGGCAGUCAACAAAGGCCAAACAUUUAGUUUGCCAAACUUGCCUGUUGGGAAAUGCAACUUUAGCAAUCGGACAUUUGGAACACAACCUGCUUUUGCAUGGAUGAAGUGUGAGAAGACCAUAGAUGACUGUGAAACUUUUCUCAGGAAGCACAAGAUUUUGACUAGAGGCGGUGUGCAUUUUGGUUCCAGUAAAAAGUUUGUGAGGAUUAGUUUGAUAGGUCAUGAGGAAGAAUAUAAUGAGUUUAUUCGGAGGUUGUCUUUGAUCAACUCUGUGGAAUCUCUAUGAACAGACUGUAGUUUUUGGUAGGAACAAAUAGUCUUAUAGGGUGAAGAGCAGAUGACAAAAUGCUAAGAAAUGCUUUGAUUGCUCUCUAUAUAAACAACGUAUAAAGGAAUAUAAUUUAUAUCAAAAAAUAUAAAUGCUAAGAAAUGCUUUGAUUGCUCUCUAUAUAAACAACGUAUAAAGGAAUAUAAUUUAUAUCAAAAAAUAUAC